This is a messenger RNA of Penicillium angulare, 516 nucleotides long. RefSeq lists its product as uncharacterized. Bases 1 to 516 code for a protein of 171 amino acids. The transcript has a single exon. The record is from RefSeq and is a predicted model, not a curated record. NCBI's taxonomy places the organism in Eukaryota, Fungi, Ascomycota, Eurotiomycetes, Eurotiales, Aspergillaceae.
AUGUCGAUCCACUCAGAGAAGAUUAUUGCGUGCGUCAAUGCUUUGCGGGAUGUAAUCCCCACAAAUUUUAUUCUUGUUGGCGGAGCUGCCGCAAACUUGCAAGGGCACCAAAGAGUGACGCUCGAUGUAGACAUUCUGAUCCGCGACCCGAUCAUUCUCCACCAUCUCAAAAAAUUUGACGGCUUCGAGUUGGUUGGUGGAAUGUUACAUUAUGAAUCGGUUCAAAUCGAUUUGCUAACGACUAUCGACGAUACGCUCUCUUAUGAGCAGGUCAAUCAGCAUGCCGAAGCCAUUGAAGCCGUUCAAGGGGUCCGUCUUCUAAAGCCAGACUUUGCAUUAGCAGUGAAAGUGAGGUGUUCAUAUCUUAAGAAGGAAGAUGACAAGGGGAUCAGAAAACGAACGUCUGAUCUAAUAGACGCAGUCUUCUGGGCUGAAAGACUUGAGGAAGCCGGCCAGCAAAUGUCUGGCUCGUGCGCUAAAUACUCCCCAUCAGCUACUAUCAAGUGUUUUUCCUGA